Molecule: messenger RNA, 471 nt
Organism: Parnassius mnemosyne (clouded apollo)
Lineage: Eukaryota; Metazoa; Arthropoda; Insecta; Lepidoptera; Papilionidae
Source: the annotation of a GenBank genome assembly
AUGUAUGAUGGUUAUCCUAACCAAGCCCAGCAGGCUCCUAAUCCUGCUCCACCUGAACAGAAAGUUCUCAGAUUUGAUAAGGGAUAUCUGAAAACAUUGCCCGGGAUUUUGAAAAUAGUAGAAUUGCUAUGCAACUUCAUUGGAUUUAUUUGCAUAAAAAUCUCCUGGGCUUGGCUGUCAUCAAUUUUCUACAACCUCUUGUACUGGCUGGGUAUUAUUAUCACGGCGUUUAUAUUAUGCAUGUAUAUGUUCCACUUUGUGGAAAAAUAUGACCGCUGGCCAUGGUUCAAGCUUGAGUUUUUCUACUGCGCAGCGAUGGUGCUUGCCUAUAUUAUCCUAUCUAUAUUUGCCACAACAGUUGGUGAAAAUGGAUAUGCAGUAGGGUUUUUUGGUUUGUGCGCCAUCAUUGCAUAUGGUUACGAUGGCUAUCUAAAGUACAAGGGGUGGAAGAGAGGACUACCGCCGCAAUAG